Messenger RNA from Pestalotiopsis fici W106-1, 1599 nucleotides. RefSeq lists its product as uncharacterized. The record is from RefSeq and is a predicted model, not a curated record. The transcript has 4 exons. Gene Ontology annotation, cellular component: membrane. Lineage: Eukaryota; Fungi; Ascomycota; Sordariomycetes; Amphisphaeriales; Sporocadaceae. Bases 1 to 1599 code for a protein of 532 amino acids. Gene Ontology annotation, biological process: transmembrane transport. Gene Ontology annotation, molecular function: transmembrane transporter activity.
AUGGGCUCCGACGAUAUCGAGAGAGGCUCCAAAUUGGCUGCCGAGUUCCACGCCGAGCCGGACAAGGGCGCCGUCGAGGUCGGUCGUGAGAACAUUCACCAUGCCAUUCGGCCUCAUGAGAGCUACGAAGGUGGACAUCGGUUCGACCCGUACGCCACGUGGUCCGCCGCCGAGGAGAAGAGAGUUGUCCGCAAGACCGACAUAAGACUCCUCGGCUGGCUAUGUAUUAUGUUCUUUGGACUUCAAUUGGAUCGAGGAAACCUGUCCAAUGCGUUGGCUGAUAACUUUUUGGACGAUUUGAACAUCACGUCCGACGACUACAACAAUGGAAACACAAUCCAGCUCAUGUGCUUCCUGGGCGCAGAAUUCCCAGUGCAGUUUUUGACGAAGCGAUACGGUUUCAAGUUCAUCCUGCCGUCGAUGAUGAUUGCUUGGGGCAUGGUCUCAUGGGCUCAGUGCUUCAUUGUGAACCGCGCAGGUUUCUACGUCACUCGCGCCCUGAUUGGUCUUUGCGAGGGUGGAUUCAUCCCCGGUGCCAUUCUCAUGGCCACCUACUUUUACACCAGUAGGGAGCUCUCGACUCGCUUGGCUGCUUUCUGGUCGACCCUCAACAUUGCGCGUGUCAUCUCGGCUCUCCUGGCUGCCGGUAUUCUGGAGAUGCGAGGCAUUAGUGGCAGACCAGGCUGGUUCUGGCUCUUUUUGCUCGAGGGCCUUCUUACCGUGGUCCUGGGUAUUACGUCAAUCCUCUAUCUCCCUCUCUCGCCCACUCAGACAACGUCUGUUUUAUGCCCGCGUCCCUGGUACACUGAAAAGGAGGAAAUCAUCAUGAUCAACCGUGUUUUGCGAGACGAUCCCGCCAAGGGACUGACAGCCGUCAAGGAACCCGCUACCUGGAAGGACAUCAAGGCUGCUUGGUCGGACAAGUCCAUGUGGGGUCUCUACUUUAUCGGUCUCAUCGCCUAUAUCCCAGCGACUCCUGUUCAGGCGUAUCUCACCCUGACCCUCAAGCGCAUCGGAUUCUCGACGUUUGCCUCCAACAUGCUUACUGCCCCAUCUGCCGGUCUCCAGAUCAUCACCAUGCUGGCGUUGGCCUGGAGCAGCAACCACUUCAACGAGCGAGCCUUCCACUGCUUCAUCGGCGAGUUCUGGCUGCUGCCCAUUCUCACGGCCCUGCUCACGAUUCCCGACGGCGGCCGCGACUGGGCUCGUUUCUCGCUCAUCACGCUGGCGUCUGGCUACCCGUACUUCCACCCUCUGGUCGCCUCGUGGCUGUCGGAGAACUCUUUUGACGUCAAGAAGAGAGCCAUCACUGCGGCGACGUACAAUGUCAUUGUGCAGAUUGGAUCCGUGGUCGGUAACCAGAUUUACCGCAAGUGGGAUGCGCCAUACUACAAGACGGGCAACAAGGUGUGCGUCUCCAUUUGCGCGCUCAGCUUGCUCACCUUCUUGGCCCAGCGACAGUAUUUGAUUUACUUGAACAAGCAGAAGGAGAAGGUCUGGGGCCAGAUGUCACUCGAGGAGAGAGCCGCUUACCAGAACGACCAAGAAGCUCGCGAGAAGGAUGGAAACAAGCGUCUCGACUUCCGCUUCCAGUACUAG